Molecule: messenger RNA, 345 nt
Organism: Jaminaea rosea
Lineage: Eukaryota; Fungi; Basidiomycota; Exobasidiomycetes; Microstromatales
Product: cytochrome b5
Exons: 5
Coding region: 1-345 (114 amino acids)
Cellular component (GO): endomembrane system; membrane
Source: RefSeq, a predicted model, not a curated record
AUGGAACCCACGACUGCCCCGACUCACCCGCCCAGGCUUGACAACAAAAUCUCACGCGCUGAGCUCAGCAAGUACGAUGGGUCCAACCCAGACCUCCCCGUCUACGUCGCCAUCAAGGGCAAUGUAUUCGACGUCUCGCCCAAGCGCGAGAUGUACUCGCCGGGCAAGGGCUACCACAUCUUUGCCGGCAAGGACGGGUCGAGGGGACUCGGGAUGAGUAGCCUCAAGCCCGAGGACGCCGUUGCAGACUACUCGACGCUCGAUGACAAGCAGCUCAAGGUGCUCGAUGAUUGGGUCGCGUACUAUACCAAGCGCUACAACAUCGAGGGUGUCGUCUCGGAAUAG